Arctia plantaginis is the source of this 636-nucleotide messenger RNA. Lineage: Eukaryota; Metazoa; Arthropoda; Insecta; Lepidoptera; Erebidae. The record is from the annotation of a GenBank genome assembly.
AUGUUAGAGGAGUAUUGGUCGAGUUACGCUAAACAUUAUGAUGUCAUAAUUCAAGCAAGUCCUAAAGUCUUAGCUAAAUUCGACGCACUACAAGAAUACGAAAUAACAGAAAAUCCUAAUUUAGAUUGUAGAACCUUACUGAUGGAGGCGUUGUAUUCGCUAAGAGCUGAGAAAGAAAAUCGCGAAUGUACAAAGGUUGUCACGAUGGAAUCCACAUCCACAUCACGAGUCAAACUACCACCUAUUAACAUACCACGGUUCGCAGGCAACUAUGAAGACUUGAUAAGAUUCCGCAAUUUAUUCACUGCCUUAGUUAACAAUGAUGAAAGGUUAUCGAACAUGGAGAAAUGUCACUACCUGCGAUCGAGCGUAUGCGGAAACGCGGAGAUCGCCAUUAAAAAUCUAGCAGUCAGUGGCUCAAACUUUGAAAGGGCGUGGAGUAUCUUAGAAAAUCGGUAUGAUAAUAAGAGAAUCAUCGAGAACAAUGUGCUGAAUAUAUUCUUCAACCAAAAGACGUUAACUACGGAGUGUGCACGUGGGCUGAAGGAGCUUCUAGAUACAACUACGGUCACUCUGGACGACUUACAAAGCCUCAGCAUUGACAUUAGGGUUGGGAUGUUGUUAUCAUUCACAUAG